AUGCGGAGAGAACUCAGCAUUGGGUCCGAGAAGGGGAGCGAGGAGAAAGCUCCUGCCGAGGGUUCGGGCCGCGCGCCGGAUGACCCGCCGUCGCGGCAGGCCUCCGGCGACGUGUCGCUGGACGUGGAACUGGAGAUGGAGGAGCUGCGCGGCGGCGACGGUUCGAGAAUGCUGAGAGACCCCAGCAUUGGGUCCGAGAAGGGGAGCGAGGAAAAAGCUCCUGCCGAGGGUUCGGGCCGCGCGCUGGAUGACCGGCCGUCGCCGCUGAUCGGGCGGUCCCUACACCAGCAGUGGACCUCCCGCGACUUGUCGCUGGACGUGGAACUGGAGAUUGAGGAGCUACACGGCAGCGACGGUUCGCCGCCGGCGCCACGGCCGCAGAGGCAGAGCCUGGACGGCUCGAGAGUGUCCUGCCAGCCGCCCAUCUCGACAGAGGCUGGGCCAGGUGUGCCGCAGAGGCGGCAAGAAGGUUCGCCGAGCAGUGGGGGAGAUGGAAACUCUCUAGGCAACAGAGAAGAGGAGGUCAUUAAAAGGACGUCGAGCGCGACUUCCCAUCGAUCAUACCUGCUCUGCUCAAAAUCCCGGUCGCGGCUGAUGGACCCGCCGGAGGAGCCCCAACAGAGAUCGGGUCACAUUCCGCGGUCUGGAAUGUUGGGGAGGGCAGGGGAUGAGGACGAGGACGAGGACGACAUCUUCUUGGAAGAAGACCUACCAGAGGAGCUCAGGAAAACCCCGUUCGGUGCCAUGGCUCUGUUACAGUGGGUGAGUUUGGUCUUGAUCGUUGGUGCUUUAGUUUGUACUCUUGCGAUUCCUGCAUCGAAGCAUAAGGAUUUGUGGAAGGUCAAACUGUGGAAGUGGGAGGUCCUGGUCCUGGUCUUGAUUUGUGGGAGGUUGGUCUCUGGGUGGAUGAUUCGAUUAGUUGUGUUCUUCAUGGAGAGGAACUUUCUGCUGCGAAAACGGGUUCUGUAUUUCGUCUACGGCCUUCGAAACGCAGUGCAGAAUUGCCUGUGGUUGGGAUUGGUCUCGAUUGCUUGGCGUGCUCUGUUCGACAAUAACAGUGACGGGUUGAGGUACGUCACCGAGGUGCUGCUGUGCUGUUUGGUGGGGGCUCUACUGUGGUUGAUCAUGACACUGAUCAUCAAGGUGCUGGCAUCGUUGUUCCAUGUGAGGACCUACUUUGAACGGAUCCAGAAGUCUCUGUUCAAUCAGUACGUGAUCGAGAAGUUGUCAGGUCCGCCUGUGAUUGAAAUUCGGAGGAGACAGGAAGAGGAGAACAUUGCAGGUGAUCUUCAGACUUUACAGGAAGCAAGCGUGACGGUGCCGCCAGAAUUAAGGGCGGCGGCUUUUCCAACUGAAAGUGGUAUGGUAGUUGGGAGCGGAGGGCUUCAGAGAAGUCCCCGAGUGAAGAACACGAAGCUCUCUCAAAGGCUGUCGGGAAACAGCGAGGGAGGGAUCACAAUAGAGCACUUGUACAAUCUGAAUCCCAAGAAUGUGUCUGCCUGGAAUAUGAAAAGAUUGAUUAAUAUGGUGCGGCAUGGAUUUCACUCCACAUUGGAUGAGCGGAUACAGGAUUCUACUGAAGAGGAUGAGUCGGCAACAAUGAUCAGGAGUGAAAACGAAGCCAAAGCUGCAGCUAGGAAGAUCUUUCGAAAUGUGGCUAAGCCUAAUUCAAAGUUUAUCUACUUGGAAGAUCUGAAGCGGUUCAUGAAGGACGAUGAAGCCUUGAAUAUGAUGAGUCUCUUCGAAGGAGCCGAUGAAUGCAAGAGAAUCAGCAAGUCGUGCCUGAAGAACUGGCUGGUCAAUGCUUUCAGGGGGAGGAGAGCACUUGCCUUGACCUUAAAUGACACCAAGACUGCAGUCAACAAGCUGCGUCACGUGGUCAACGUCAUAGUCGGUAUCGUCAUAUUGAUCAUCUGGGUUUUCAUCCUGGGAGAACCAACAAUGGAGUCCCUGUUCUUUCUCGGUUCUCAGCUCGUCCCCUUGGCAUUUCUUUUCGGGUACACCUGCAAGACCAUAUUUGAGGCGACUCUCUUCUUGUUCGUGAAGCAUCCGUAUGGUGUGGGCGACAGGUGCAAGAUCGAUGGAGUCGAGAUGGUUGUGGAAGAGAUAAACAUCCUGACGACCGUGUUUCUGAGGGAUGACGUUCAAAAGAUUGUAUAUCCAAACAGCACUCUUGCAAUAAAGGACAUCCACAACUAUUAUCGGAGCCCUGACAUGGGAGACGAGGUCAAAUUCUGUGUGCACAUAUCUACCCCUGCAGAGAAGAUUGCUGCCAUGAAGCACAGGAUAACCGGUUACAUCGACAGUAAGAAAGAGCACUGGCAUUCCUCGCUGACGCUAAUCAUAAUGAAGGAUAUAGAAGAGCUGAACAGCGUGAGGAUUGUCGUGUGGCUGUACCACACUAUGAAUCACCAGGACAUGGACGAGAGGUUUAUGAGGCGAUCCCUCUUGGUUGAGGAGAUGGUCAAGAUGUUAAGAGAGCUUGACAUCCAAUACCGCCUGCUACCGCUUGACAUCAACGUCCGGGCAAUGCCUGCCUCGAGCUCCAGGGUUCCUCCAGCAUGGGAAAACGCUGGCUGA
Molecule: messenger RNA, 2580 nt
Organism: Eucalyptus grandis
Lineage: Eukaryota; Viridiplantae; Streptophyta; Magnoliopsida; Myrtales; Myrtaceae
Product: mechanosensitive ion channel protein 5
Exons: 5
Coding region: 1-2580 (859 amino acids)
Biological process (GO): transmembrane transport; monoatomic anion transport
Cellular component (GO): plasma membrane
Molecular function (GO): mechanosensitive monoatomic ion channel activity
Source: RefSeq, a predicted model, not a curated record